Molecule: messenger RNA, 2009 nt
Organism: Phoenix dactylifera (date palm)
Lineage: Eukaryota; Viridiplantae; Streptophyta; Magnoliopsida; Arecales; Arecaceae
Gene: PHR1
Product: photolyase 1
Biological process (GO): photoreactive repair
Molecular function (GO): deoxyribodipyrimidine photo-lyase activity
Source: RefSeq, a predicted model, not a curated record
GCUCCACCGACUUCUUCCUCUUCCCCUGUCCUCCUAAUGGCGCCCGGUGUAACUCCCCCCACCACCGCACCCAAGCUCGAAACCGGCCCCGUCCACCCCGGCCGGGUCCGCGUCCUCAAGCCCGGCUCCCCCUCCUCCCCCGCGGGCCCCGUGGUCUACUGGAUGUUCCGCGACCAGCGAUCCCGCGACAACUGGGCCCUCCUCUACGCCGCCCACCUCGCCGCCCGCUCCGCCGCCCCCGUCGCCGUCGCCUUCAACCUCUUCCACCCCCGCUUCCUCGGCGCCCACGCCCGCCAGCUCGCGUUCAUGCUCCGCUCCCUCCGCCUCCUCCGCCGCCGCCUCCACUCCCUCGGCCUCCCCUUUUUCCUCCUCCGCGGCGACCCCGCCCACACCCUCCCCGCCCUCCUCCGCCGCCUCGCCGCCUCCACCCUCGUCGCCGACUUCUCCCCCCUCCGCCCCGUCCGCGCGGCCGUCGCCGACAUCUGCGACCGCGUCGGCCCGGAGGUUGCCGUCCACCAGGUCGACGCCCACAACGUCGUCCCCGUCUGGGCCGCCUCCGAUAAAUUGGAAUACAGUGCCAAGACUAUCCGCCCCAAGAUCCAUCGCCUUCUCCCCGAGUACCUCGUAGAGUUCCCGGAACUCCCGCUUCCCGCCGUCCCAUGGACGGCCGACGAUCCGCCGGAGAUUGACUGGGGCGAGCUCAUCGCCGAAGUCCUCAGAAUUCCUGAACUUGGAGGUGAUUUGGGUGUUAGGGAAGCAGGGGAGGUGCCGGAGAUCGAGUGGUGCGAGCCGGGGGAGGAUCCGGCGAUGGAGGUGUUGAUGGGGAACAAGGAUGGGUUCCUGACGAGGAGGUUAAAGAACUAUGAGACCGACCGGAAUGAUCCGUUGAAGCCAAAGGGGUCGUCUGGCCUCUCUCCUUACCUACACUUUGGGCAAAUCUCAGCCCAGCGUUGUGCUCUGGAGGCACAAGCACACAGGAAAUCUUGUCCCAAGUCAGUUGAUGCAUUCUUGGAGGAGUUGCUCGUGCGAAGGGAACUUGCAGACAACUUUUGCUACUAUCAGCCUCAGUACGACUCAUUGCAAGGUGCAUGGGAAUGGGCUCGCAAGACCUUAAUGGACCAUUCUGCAGAUGAAAGAGAGCAUCUCUACACGAAGGAACAACUGGAGCAAGCAAGAACUGCAGAUCCUCUAUGGAAUGCAUCACAACUGGAGAUGGUCCAUUAUGGAAAAAUGCAUGGAUUCAUGCGGAUGUACUGGGCCAAAAAGAUUCUUGAGUGGACAAGCAGCCCUGAAGAAGCACUUUCAAUAGCAAUAUAUCUAAAUGACAAGUACGAGAUAGAUGGCAGAGAUCCAAAUGGUUAUGUUGGUUGCAUGUGGUCCAUAUGUGGCAUCCACGAUCAGGGCUGGAAAGAGAGACCAGUGUUUGGGAAAAUACGUUACAUGAACUAUGCAGGCUGCAAAAGAAAAUUCAAUGUGGAUGUCUACAUAGCCUAUGUAAAAAGGCUGGUAACCGAAACAAAGAAAAGGAAAUCAGAAAGCCCAUCAAGUUUGAUACCCAAACAUUCAAAGAUCAUAAAAUCUGAAUAAAAUAAUUUGAAGGUGGAAUGGGCAAAUGGCUGAUACCAUCCCACAGCUUGGCAUUUCGCAAGAGCACCUUGAAGUCCUGAAGCAUGACACCUCUACAUAGAUUUAUUUUGAUGGUGUGGGACUUGCUCUUCUCAUGUCCAUGUAGUCAAUCUAGGUUGACUAUUUCAGGAACAGAUAUCUGAUGACAGCUCCAUCAUGAUUGCGUGAUUUAUGGAAAUGCAGAUUCAGCUUGUAGAUUAUCUGAUAUCUAGGACAAACUUUUCUUCAAAUAUAUAUAUAUAGGACAGACUUGAGAGUGAUGACUAACAUAUUUUAUGUUAACUUGGAAUGCAAAGAUAUCUCCUAAAUUUCUUGUCUUUGUACAUUUCACAGGAUGGUAUGUCAUAUUGCUAUUAGCAAAUAAAUCUUCACUAUUCUGAUCA